Molecule: messenger RNA, 510 nt
Organism: Caenorhabditis remanei
Lineage: Eukaryota; Metazoa; Nematoda; Chromadorea; Rhabditida; Rhabditidae
Exons: 4
Coding region: 1-510 (169 amino acids)
Source: RefSeq, a predicted model, not a curated record
AUGCUUCGAUUCUUGACCUGUUCUCUUUUGAUUUCAAUGGCUUUGGUCUCGGCUAAAAGUCGAUUCGGGAGACAGGCAGAUGAGACACUCACCGACUCUGAGGGAUCGGGCCUUCAAUUCAUAAACUUUGAUGAGGGAUCUGCAUCAAAUCCAAUUGUUGCGAGAGAUCAAGAGAGAUCUGGAAUGAUGUAUGAUGAAGAAGGUUCUGGAAACACACUUCUUUUUGAUUCGGAGGCUCCGAUUCAAGUGACGAAUGUGACUGGAACUCAAGCUGAACCAUCUGCACAAUCCAAUGUCCUCAAUCAAUCCAUCAAUAUUACUGAUAGUGACGCGGAAACCUUGGUGAUCACAGUGCAUUUGCCGCAAAAAACGACGAGUCAGCUGCUCGACGAUCUCAAAGACGAUACUGCUCAACAGACCAACCCACUGAAUACAUUGGACAUAGCUGUCUCAUUGACCAGUGUUUUGAACGAACUUCUCGGACGGAUUCAGGAUGCAACCAAUCAAUAA